Messenger RNA from Topomyia yanbarensis, 2472 nucleotides. RefSeq names its product sorting nexin-14-like. The coding region runs from base 239 to 2419 and encodes 726 amino acids. The transcript has 7 exons. Gene Ontology annotation, molecular function: phosphatidylinositol binding. The record is from RefSeq and is a predicted model, not a curated record. Gene Ontology annotation, cellular component: late endosome. Gene Ontology annotation, biological process: autophagosome maturation. NCBI's taxonomy places the organism in Eukaryota, Metazoa, Arthropoda, Insecta, Diptera, Culicidae.
AGUGGAUUACGAAUGCAGCGAUAUAAACAAAAAUAAACUGCACUCCUACUCAUUAACAGUCCUCUUUAGUUGUACAUGAAUGGAUGUACUGUAAAAUAUAGUAAAGUUGCACCAAGGAAGCAAACUCAAUAGCACAACAGUUUAUCGUAAAAUCAGUAUUUACUUGAAUUCCCUGUGCUGGAAAACAGUACUUAGUUCUAGGAACCAAUCCGUCUGCGUCCCUGCAACUGCAAUCAUUAUGCUCCUGUAUCACAUCAAGGAAGUGCUUUUUAAAUUCUAUCGGGACGACGUAGCCAGAAUAGUGGCUCUAGUGGUUCUCGCUCUUUCCGUCGUUACUGGAUUUUAUGUUAGCUCCAUACUAGGUCUCACUAUUCUGCUGUUUUUCAUCAAUGGUUGUGCUGCGGCAGUAUUUACACUUAAUCACAAAGAAACUGUAGGGCGGUACCUACAGAAGGUGAAGGAUUUUUUCGGCUACAAAGAUUAUGACCCCCGUACAGCUUUGCAGUGUGAUGUUUGUGGACAGGAAAAAUGUCCACGUCACAACCGCAACGCGUUGGUUCAUGAACCGUGGAAGGGGCUUCUAAUUGAUCGGCCGCUAGAUGACGCGGUGGAUAAAUUUUUCACUCACAUUUUGGACAGUUUCAUAUGCAAUUGGUACUCGCAGAUAGCUCCCGAUGAGGAGUUUAUUCUCAACAUCAAAAGCAACCUGCGGGAUGCUCUGUGCCGGUUGUUAAUCAGAGCAAUGGAACUAGAUGCUCCGACUGUAAUUAGUACUCGGUUGCUACCGACGUUUUUCAUUCAUUACGAAAUCAUUGCCAAAAUGCUACUGGUCGAUCACGUGCCGAUGGAUCGGUUGGCAAAAACAUUCCUGAUCGACGAGUAUCCUAUUCAUCCAGCGGUUCUGAACCGGCGAGCGGAACUGAACUACUUGCGAGGUGUCGCUAAAGUGAUGAUUCCUAGGUUGUUCACUCAGGAGAACGCCAAUUGUAAAAUAUUCUUCAACUUGAUUAAGGAAUUGCUAACGUUUUGGGUGCUGCUUCCCUUGUUGGAUGUUAUUUCGGACCCGAAUCUUAUCAAUCUAUUGAUUAUUGCUGCUACUGAUAAGAGGUUAAAGGAAGCUCACGCGAUAGGAAAAAGAUGCGAAAAAGUGGAAAUUUUGCAUGAUUUCGUUGAAAGGAGUCGUGUAAAAUUAGAGUGUGGAUUGGAGACAGUUGUCGAGGAAGAGAACAUCCUAAAGGACCAGAGCAAGCUGUACUAUUUUAUGCAAUUUCUUAUCAAGGAAGGGUCGGUCGAAUGGUUGCGGUUCUAUCUGGAUGUUGAUAUCUUAAACAAAGAUCUGGAGGACCCCCACAUCACAACGGAUCCUACCAAGCUGUCCUCGCUUCACCAACAAUCGGAGAAACUGCUGCAGACCUAUCAGAAUAUGGUGAAAAACGAUAAGGAACAGUUUACUGCUUCUACACUGUCAGAAGCACACGAGCGGGUAAAGGAGAAGCUGGAGGAAAAGUGGCGCAAACACUUCAGUAGAACUUCCGAAUAUUUUGAACUAAUUUACGGGAAUCGUGAAAUCAGGGAGAGUUCGGAUAAGAAAUCAUCCGACAAUUCGGGCGGUGCUGGAACCAAGUUAAGCUCUAAAUUCAAGGAAGCGAUUAGAGGUGCAGUUGACGGAGCUCCUAUUGAAGCCACCGAAGCGCCCACCGUUUGGGACGCUCUGAAUGACGCGCAAGCAAUACCCAGCAACAAUAUUUACAGUUCAGUCACCCAGAAGCUGCGUAAAGAGAAGGGCCAGAGUUUGGAUGCUUUUAUGUUAACAUUUAUGCAAUCAAUCGAACAGAGUCCCGAUAUUGGAGAAGAUGUCAUUCAGAUCAAGGAUAAAGUGAAAAAGAAAUACAAAAUACCCGGUCAGAGUGUUGUUUUUGGCGAUUUGUUUGAGGUGAAAAAAGGUUCGAAGAAUACUCACACAACCACCCUUCUAUCGCACAGUGUCCGCGGUCCAUCACAGUGCUUCAUCUACAUUCUGGUGAAAAUUCUCAACGCUCCGUUUCUGAUUGUUCGAUUGGCGCUUGCUUUUUGCUGCGUUUCGCGCACUACCGUUGAUACCCUUAUCCACACCGGAAUUGCACGACUGCUGCGGUCCGGGUUGAGGCAGUCGCGGCUGGCCGUCCUUAUCAAUCUGCUUAGUGAGAUCAUUUUUGUGAAAAAAUUACCUGAACCAACACCGGCCGAAUUACUUCGACGUCAGCAGGAGGCUCGCAAGCGGUUGGAUGAACUACGACCCGGUUUAGGCAUUGUAGCAGAUAUACUACAGUCACCGGCGCUUAACAAACAUUUGAUGUACUGCUUGUUCGAUAUCAUUCUGGGUGAGAUGUAUCCAGAGUUUGAAAGUCCCGCCAACUGGAAGGAGUCCAGUCAAGUGUAAUAAAUUUAGGAGUAGGAUGCUCUCUGCAUUGAUCAGCAUUCUGUGAGUGCGAA